Molecule: messenger RNA, 1132 nt
Organism: Gymnodraco acuticeps
Lineage: Eukaryota; Metazoa; Chordata; Actinopteri; Perciformes; Bathydraconidae
Gene: ift20
Product: intraflagellar transport 20 homolog (Chlamydomonas)
Exons: 5
Coding region: 106-504 (132 amino acids)
Biological process (GO): protein localization to cilium; centrosome localization; intraciliary transport
Cellular component (GO): intraciliary transport particle B; cilium; centrosome
Source: RefSeq, a predicted model, not a curated record
UGGCAGCGGGACGAGGAGGAGCCAAUGGUGAACUGCUAUGCCACAUCGCACAACACAGAGCCAUCUACGGUCACGGUGAUAACGGUUUAAUAAGGCCCUGUGGCCAUGGCUAAAGACCCGUUAGCCGAGGCAGGCUUUUAUUUUGACGAACUCAACAAGCUGCGGGUACUGGAGCCUGAUGUCAGCCAGAAAACCUCCGAGCUCAAGGAAGAGUGUAAAGAGUUUGUGGACAAAAUCGGCCAGUUUCAGAAGAUAGUAGGCGGUCUUAUUGAGCUGGUGGAUGAAUUGGCAAAAGAAGCGGAGACAGAAAAGAUGAAGGCUAUUGGAGCCAGAAACCUGCUGAAGUCAGUGGCAAAGCAAAGAGAAGCUCAACAGCAGCAGCUGCAGGCUCUCAUAGCCGAGAAAAAGAUGCAACUCGAGAGAUAUCGUAUCGAGUACGAAGCUCUGUCCAAAGUGGAGUCGGAGCAGAACGAGUUCAUCGACCAGUUCAUCCUGCAGAAGUGACCAUGUGACUCCACGUUUCCACAGUGCCUGUCCGGUUAUCUCUGGGUGAUGGUGCCCACUUCAGAGAAUAACUCUGCUGCAACUGUUUUUCUGAAGCAAUCCCAAAGCUCCAACACCACUCUGAAACAUCUCCUCCUCCCUGACAUGCAUGUGUGUGAAGCAGGUGUGAUGAUGUAAGCUUGAAUAUUUAUUGGAGCGGUAAGUGUUCACACCAAAUGUCUCGACAUCUCAAACCAACAUGAAAGAACACAGAGCUAUUUAUACAAAGAAAAAUAAUUUAUACUGAAGAAUUAUUCUAUAUAUCGAGAUGAACUCAUUUUUGUAUCAAUUUAAAUAUGGCAUGUGCAUGCAUCUGUAAAUAUGUUUAAUUUCAUAUUGUGUUUUGUGAUGUUCUUUUUCUGGUACAGCCAGUCAUGGGCACAGCACAUGAGAAAUACAUCGCCCUCUUUUUCUAAUUCUUAAUUUCUAUGUGUGUCUUUCAUGUAUUCAAUUAGAUGACGAAGGGUUAUACUUGAAUAAGUACUGUAUUAUAUUAGACAACAAAAGGUGUCAUCAUUUGUGCUGUCAACACGUACAUCUUAGGGUCUUGCUAUUAUGUUUUGUUUCAAUAAAAUGAGUUGAUAUCCUU